This is a messenger RNA of Sebastes umbrosus (honeycomb rockfish), 4369 nucleotides long. Its product is annotated as flotillin-2. Gene Ontology annotation, cellular component: plasma membrane. Gene Ontology annotation, biological process: regulation of myoblast differentiation; protein localization to plasma membrane. NCBI's taxonomy places the organism in Eukaryota, Metazoa, Chordata, Actinopteri, Perciformes, Sebastidae. Bases 173 to 1459 code for a protein of 428 amino acids. The transcript is spliced from 10 exons. The record is from RefSeq and is a predicted model, not a curated record.
GUGUCGUUAGGUGGGGCGUGUUGUUGCUGUUGGUCGUCGUCGUUGUGUUUACUGGACUAGAACACUAGAGGACCAGAAGAGACUCUUUACACUCCGCUGACUUGGAUUAAAACAUUUAUAUAUAAUCACAAGCUGUGCUAGUUUUCUAACAUCUCCAUCUCGAGUCGUCAUCAUGGGGAGCUGUUUAACUGUUGGUCCGAAUGAAGCUCUGGUUGUCUCCGGUGGUUGUUGUGGCUCGGAUACGAAGACCUAUGCUGUGGGAGGCUGGGCCUGGGCUUGGUGCCUCAUCUCAGACACCCAAAGGAUAACUCUGGAGAUCAUGACUCUGCAGCCCCGAUGUGAGGAUGUGGAGACAGCAGAGGGGGUCGCCAUCACUGUCACAGGGGUGGCCCAGGUGAAGGUCAUGACGGAGCAGGACUUACUGGCUGUAGCUUGUGAGCAGUUUCUGGGUAAAUCAGUCAUGGAUAUCAAAGCUGUGGUUCUGCAGACGUUGGAGGGACAUCUGCGCUCCAUUCUAGGUACCUUGACUGUAGAGCAGAUCUAUCAGGACAGGGACCAGUUUGCUAAGCUGGUGCGUGAGGUAGCGGCUCCAGACGUGGGCAGGAUGGGCAUCGAGAUUCUCAGCUUUACCAUUAAGGAUGUGUACGAUAAACUGGACUACCUGAGCUCCCUGGGGAAGACCCAGACUGCAGCUGUCCAGAGGGACGCAGACAUCGGCGUGGCUGAGGCAGAGAGGGAUGCUGGGAUACGGGAAGCAGAAUGUAAGAAGGAGAUGAUGGACGUCAAAUUCCAGGCCGACACCAAGAUGGCCGACUCCAAACGAGAACUGGAGCUGCAGAAAGCUUCUUUCAACCAGGAAGUCAACACUCAGAAAGCAAAGGCCCAGCUGGCGUACGAGCUGCAGGCGGCCAAGGAGCAGCAGAAGAUCCGCCUGGAGGAGAUCGAGAUCCAAGUGGUGCAGAGGAAGAAGGAGAUCACGAUUGAGGACAAGGAGAUUCAGCGGACAGACAGGGAGCUCAUUGCCACAGUGAAGAGGCCCGCUGAGGCCGAGGCCUACAAGAUGCAGCAGCUGGCUGAGGGGCACAAGAUAAAGAUGGUGCUGAUAGCUCAGGCUCAGGCAGAGAAGAUCAAGAAGAUCGGUGAGGCGGAGGCUUCCUCCAUCGAAGCAGUGGGCAAGGCGGAGGCUGAGAAGAUGAGGCUGAAGGCCGAGGCCUACCAGCUGUACGGAGAGGCAGCCAAGACUGCUCUGGUCCUCGAGGCUCUGCCGAAGAUUGCUGCCAAGGUGGCCGCGCCGUUAUCCAGGACCAAUGAGAUAGUGAUCCUCAGCGGCGAUAACAACCGCGUGACGGGCGAGGUCAACCGUCUCCUGGCUGAACUUCCUGUGUCUGUCAAUGCUCUCACUGGAGUGGAUUUGUCAAAGAUCCCGCUGCUGCAGAAGAUGACCAACGCUCAAGCCUGAAAACCGACGACUCCACACGACUCCAGUAUCUGUUGUAUGCACUCUGAUAGACUGCCUUUAAUACACUUGAAGACUUUCGUUGUUUUAUACGUAUAUACUGUAUACCAAGUGAAUUUUGGAAACCUCUGGUGCCUUACUUUAUACAGGACCAGAAUAUCUGAAUGCACUGCUGCUCAUUCAAAGAUUUGUUUUGAUUUUAUUUUAACAUGGGAACAUUUUAUGUUGUGAUUUAAUUUAAGUUUUUGUAUUUUAAUAUAUAUAUAUAUGUAUUGGCCCGUUUGUGUGAAAUGUCAUGGAAGAGGAGCUGAUAUUAGACUGGUGUGAUGGUUGUCUCUCACCCAGGUAAGAUUCAUGUUAGCAUGUGACCUGACGUCUGAUAUUUAUAGAUUGGGGCUCUGCGUUUUCAGACCACGAAGCCUCUGCUCUCACUUUUACAUUCCGUAUGUUGCAGGCCUUCCUGUUGAUUUAUAUACCUCUUUCUUUAUCGUUAGACACAUCUGCAUUCCUUAGAUAAUCUGAAUCGUUUAAUUGUAGAGCUUACCUUGUAUUGUACAUUAUAUUUAUGUUAUUUAAAGUGUCACGGGUUGAUUUUUACGAUGUAACAGGUGCUCACAAUCUUAAAAGAAGCCCUCUCAUUGUCCCUGUUCAGACUCGGUAUUAACAUGCGUCCUCAGUGAUCCGAUCACAAGUGGACAGCUCUGAGUACAGGUGUGAACGCACUCGAGACCCAUUGAAGACGCAUUGAGAUCCGAUCUUUCAGACCACAUUCAGAGGUUGUCACAUAUGACUACAUUCUUUUAGCAGUGUGUAGUGAAUGUGGGAUCCGCGGCGUCUCACUGCGCCUAUCAUGUGAAUAAACAGGCAGACGCGAGCGCUCGUCAGCAUGGAAACGGUCGGUACAACUGUAUUUUAUUAAAAUAUAUCUCAUCUAUAGGCUACAUAUCUCCAGACUAUCAGACUGACGGCACAGGAAGUGCAUUAUUAUCAUACUGUUGGAGAUGUGUCGGCGUUUUUGUUCCGCUGCUUCGCACGGAGCUGACACCCGCCAGCUCACUCUCUCUCCUCCCUGGCUCUCUGAAGCUCUGUACGCCGCUGUUUCCUGGCAAAGGCGGCGGUGCCGGCAUCACGGAGGUCCCCAGGGACCGCCGGUACAAUAACCUUUUAUUUUGAUGUUAAUAAAAUGUACCCGAAUUCACGAAUAUGUAGGAUAUUACUACUGACAUUCACGUAAUAUUACGUCACAAUGCCUGCUCUAUUAGCCAUGUGUUGACUACGUGUUUAUUUGCAUAUAGAGCGGGGAAGAGAGAUCACAAGUGAUCACACAAGAUUUUAUAGUAUUUUUAGUUGCUUUUAACUUAUGUUAGGAAGUAAUUUGUAUAUAAUUUUUCGUCCUAUUUUGACGCUUUUAAUCUGAAAUUGUCUUAACGUUGUAUUGUGAUUGUUUUACCCUUUGUGUGAAGCACUUUGAGAUUUUGCUGUAUUUUAGAGUGUGCUAUAUAAAUUCAAUUUAUUAUUAUUAUUAUUAUUAUUAUUAUUAUUAUUAUUAUUAAGAUGCAUGUGGAGACGCAUUCUAAUACUAGGUGUGAACAGACGUAUUUAAAGCUGUCCACUUGUGAUCGGAUCACUCAGGACGCAUGUUAACGCCAGCGGUGAACAGGACCAUUGUCUAAAUGUUCCCCUGAAAGAAGUUUAGUUCUCUAGAAACUGUUGAUAUCAGGCAUGAUACAUAUGAUUAUUAUUAUUUAUAUGCUGGCAGGGAAACGGGAAGCGAAAUCUGAUCUUGUGCUGAUACGGUAAGCUUGUAAUGUGGUCCUUUAAUAUUUAGCGUGGGCUUCAAUGUAAAUGUUAGUAGUUUCGACCUCGAUCAAGAUUGAAAAAAAAUCAGUCGGUGUUGAGAUGAAAAUGAAGAGAAAAAAGAUUUAGUGGGCAAAGUGUAAAAAUGACUUGGCUUGUGAAAUAUGUUUAUAUUGUGUAGAUUCUGAAAAUGAAAGGCCAAACAGCGAUGCCAAAUAGAAUAGACUGUCUUUUCAUUUUUAUUGUAUCAGAAGGAUAGUUUAUCUGAUGUUUAAGUUCAUACUACAAAUAUCUGUAGAUGCUAAGCCAUGUCCGACAGGGUGCGUAAACAAACCAAACUUUUCAGAGAAACACACUUUAUGUUCCAACGUUUGCACGUCUGCAUUGAUUUGUUUUUAAUAACUGUGACAUCAAAUCUAGAAUGAUCUUUUAGCAGAGGACUUUAACUUAUCAAACAAUGUUUUUAUCUGCUUUAAUCAGUGAUGUUGCUGUUUGUAAAUGGUCACAAUGCUUUGUUGUUAAUGCACCAAAUGUUGAGCUUCAGUGCAGCAGUAGGAAGGAUGUGACGGGGUUUUUUGGUACAGUAUAUUAUCGGGCAUAUCUCCUAUGAAAUGUGUUUCACCCACUUGGACACUUCCAGAAGAACUGGCAGUGAAUUCUCCUCUCGAUGCUGUAAAGACUCACCUACACUACAGCUAAACUAGCAGGACAGUUAGUUUGAACCUCAUAGCUCGAGCAGGUGACGAAUACAGUGGUAGUUUUAUGUGCAGCAGGAUGAGCAAACACUGACACAGAAUUCACAGAGGACUGUUAUUAUUAUUAUUAUUAUUAUUAUUGUUGUUAAUAUUGUUUUGGUUGAUUUAUCAUUCUUUGCUGAUAUAGUGACUUGACGAAUACUGUGACCACAUUGAUUUGUUUAGCUUCAGACGUGUCCAGUGUAUAUAUGACAUAUUUGUGUUAUAUUCCUGAUGUUAUUUACAACACGUACACUGUGUCUCUCAAACGAACGGCCAUGACUUCCUGUAUGCUCUUGCUGCAUGUCAUCCGUCUGUACUCAGAAUAAUCAGUUCACUCUUAGCUAAUUGUCAUUCUAAUAAAUCAAAAUGCCAUCAUUUA